GAAAGCCUGCAACAGAAGGGAGAGAAGCGGCCCCAAGUGCAGCUGAAAGCACUCCUUGGGAGUCAGCCAAGACCCUCCAUCCAAGCAGGGCUGGAUCCUUGCACUUGGCCAUGAUAAGGAGAUGCUUCCAGGUGGCAGCAAGACUUGGCCACCACAGAGGCCUUCUUGAGGCCCCCCGUAUCCUGCCCAGACUCAACCCUGCCUCAGCAUUUGGAUCCUCCACAGACUCCAAGUUCUCAAGAUUCUUGCCAGAGAAGACAGACUUGAAGGAUUAUGCUCUUCCCAAUGCCAGCUGGUGUUCGGACAUGCUGAGCCUGUACCAAGAAUUUCUGGAGAAGACUAAGUCUAGCGGCUGGAUCAAGCUGCCCUCCUUCAAGUCCAACAGAGACCACAUCCAGGGACUCAAGCUCCCAUCUGGACUGGCAGUUUCCUCAGACAAAGGUGACUGUCGCAUCUUCACCAGGUGCAUCCAAGUGGAAGGACAAGGCUUUGAGUAUGUCAUCUUUUUCCAGCCAACCCAGAAGAAGUCGGUCUGUCUUUUCCAACCAGGCCCCUACCUGGAGGGGCCCCCAGGGUUUGCUCACGGCGGGUCCCUGGCAGCCAUGAUGGACGAGACCUUUUCUAAAACUGCCUUCCUGGCUGGAGAGGGGCUGUUCACACUAAGUCUCAACAUCAGGUUCAAAAACUUGAUCCCCGUGGGCUCUCUGGUUGUAAUGGACGUAGAAGUGGACAAGAUUGAGGACCAGAAGCUUUACAUGUCCUGCAUCGCCCACAGCAGAGACCAGCAGACAGUUUAUGCCAAGUCCUCAGGUGUUUUCCUUCAGCUGCAGUUGGAAGAAGAGUCUCCCCAGUAACAGUCACUGUGCCUGCAGGAGAGCCACUGCCUCCCCUGCCUGCCUCCUGCCUCCUGCCUCCCCUGCCUGCCUGGGA
Pan troglodytes (chimpanzee) is the source of this 930-nucleotide messenger RNA. RefSeq names its product thioesterase superfamily member 5 (gene THEM5). NCBI's taxonomy places the organism in Eukaryota, Metazoa, Chordata, Mammalia, Primates, Hominidae. The transcript has 6 exons. The record is from RefSeq and is a predicted model, not a curated record. Gene Ontology annotation, cellular component: mitochondrial matrix. Gene Ontology annotation, molecular function: long-chain fatty acyl-CoA hydrolase activity. Gene Ontology annotation, biological process: cardiolipin acyl-chain remodeling; long-chain fatty-acyl-CoA metabolic process. The coding region runs from base 111 to 854 and encodes 247 amino acids.